AUGCAGGCACCGGGGCCCGCGUACCUGGCGAUGAAGCACCCCGAGUGCCCAGCUGACACCGGUCCGUGUCUCCCGUACUUAUCCCGCAAUGACCGGACGACCGCCGUGGGGCGCAUACCAAUCCUCGAUGUCCGCCCGGCCAUCCAGCACGGGCGCCGGCCCGCCAAGGCCGUCACCGGAGAGACCUUCGAGAUCUCAGCCACUGUAUUCCGGGAAGGGCACGGCGCAGUCGCCGCCAAUGUCGUUCUGAGGGAUUCCAAGGGCUAUCCCGGCCCAUGGACACCGAUGCGGGAGUUGGCGCCUGGCACGGACCGGUGGGGUGCAACAGUCACGGGAGGUGAGCCGGGACUGUGGGUGUUCACCGUCGAGGCCUGGGCCGACCCGGUCGGCACCUGGCGACGCCAUGCGCAGGGCCAGGUCACAGGCACGGACACUGAGAUCGUCCUUGAGGAAGGUGCGUGCCUAUACGAGCGGGUCGCUGGCGGCGUGCCAGAAGAAGAGGGCUUGCGGGGUCUGAUCCUGGCCGCCGCUGAUGCCAUGCGGGAUGAGACACUCUCGGCGGCGACACGGUUUCAAGCGGCUCAAACGCCCGAGGUAGACGCGGUUUUGUUCCGGUACCCGCUGAAAGAAUUCGUCACGAGCAGCGAGGCGUUGCCACUGCUGGUAGAGCGGGAACGGGCGCUGUACGGUUCCUGGUACGAGUUCUUUCCCCGGUCCGAAAGCACGCCGGAGCAGCUGCAUGGCACGUUCCGGACUGCAGCCCGCCGGCUGCCGGCGAUUGCGGCCAUGGGUUUCGACGUGGUGUACCUGCCGCCGAUCCACCCAAUCGGCACGACCUCCCGCAAGGGGAAGAACGACACCCUCUCCGCCGGACCCGAUGAUGUUGGUGUGCCGUGGGCCAUCGGCUCGCCCGAGGGCGGUCACGACGCCGUUCACCCCGCCCUGGGCAGCCUAGAGGACUUCAGUUGGUUCGUCGACCAGGCCCGGGAGCUGUGCAUAGAAAUAGCCCUGGACUUUGCCCUCCAGUGCUCCCCGGACCAUCCCUGGGUGAAGAGACACCCCGGGUGGUUCCACCGCCGGCCCGACGGCACCAUCGCCCACGCGGAGAACCCGCCUAAGAAGUACCAGGACAUCUACCCCAUCGCCUUGGACGCGGACAUGGACGGUCUUGUCGCGGAAGCCUGUCGAGUGCUGCGGCAUUGGAUGAGCUAUGGGGUGCGCAUCUUCCGGGUGGACAACGCGCACGCCAAGCCUGCCGUCUUCUGGGAGCAGGUCAUCUCGGACAUCAACCGCUCCGACCCGGACGUGAUCUUCCUCGCCGAGGCGUUCACCCGCCCCGCGAUCAUGCACACUCUAGCCCAGCUCGGCUUCCAGCAGUCCUACACCUACUUCACCUGGCGCAACACCAAGUCAGAACUCAUCGAGCACCUGACGGAGCUCUCGGGCGACGCCGCAAUUUACAUGCGACCCAACCUCUUCGCCAACACCCCGGACAUCCUGGCGGCCUACCUCCAGCACGGCGGCCGGCCCGCGUUCGAAGUCCGCGCCGUCCUCGCCGCCACGCUGUCCCCGACCUGGGGCAUCUACUCGGGCUACGAGCUCUGCGAGAACACGCCGCUGCGCGAGGGCAGCGAAGAGUACCUCGACUCGGAGAAAUACCAGCUCCGGCCGCGAGACUGGGACGCGGCGGAGCGCGAGGGCCGCACCAUUAGCCCCUUGCUGACGCGGCUCAACACGAUCCGGCGGCAGAACCCGGCGCUACAGCAGCUGCGCAACCUCUGCUUCCUCCACCACGCUGGCAAUGAUUCGAUCAUCGUGUAUUCGAAGAGGAAGGGAGAUAACACGGUCCUGGUCGUCGCCAACCUUGACCCGCACCACACCCAGGAGGCCACCGUCUACUUAGACAUGCCGCAACUCGGCCUGGCGUGGCACGAUGUUGUGUUGGUGUGCGAUGAGCUCACCGGUGAGAACUGGGAAUGGGGCAGGGCCAAUUAUGUGCGCCUCGAGCCGGGCUGUCGACCUGCGCAUGUUUUCUCGGUUAGGAAGAUAAUUUGAUGAAGAAGCCGAGUCAGCAAGUAGCCGCUAUUCCCUAGAGCAGGAUACUAUGUAAUCAGCUCUCGUUCGACAUGUAGAGCGAGUGACCCGCAAUGGUGAGCGGGCUAGACAGUGCUGCCAGGUGACGGAAUGCCAGAAGCAAGAAACGGGCAGCGAGCGUGAAGACACACAGAAAGAGCAGCAGGACUAGGAUAGGCCCAUGAAUGGUUUUCGG
This is a messenger RNA of Parathielavia appendiculata, 2269 nucleotides long. RefSeq names its product glycoside hydrolase family 13 protein. Bases 1 to 2055 code for a protein of 684 amino acids. The transcript has 2 exons. Gene Ontology annotation, biological process: carbohydrate metabolic process. Gene Ontology annotation, molecular function: glycosyltransferase activity; hydrolase activity, hydrolyzing O-glycosyl compounds. NCBI's taxonomy places the organism in Eukaryota, Fungi, Ascomycota, Sordariomycetes, Sordariales, Chaetomiaceae. The record is from RefSeq and is a predicted model, not a curated record.